Messenger RNA from Camelina sativa (false flax), 940 nucleotides. Its product is annotated as CURVATURE THYLAKOID 1D-like protein. Gene Ontology annotation, cellular component: thylakoid; chloroplast thylakoid membrane. NCBI's taxonomy places the organism in Eukaryota, Viridiplantae, Streptophyta, Magnoliopsida, Brassicales, Brassicaceae. The record is from RefSeq and is a predicted model, not a curated record.
UUUGAGAAGCCGAAGUUGACGUUUCUCUCGUCCGUCCGUACGAAGAUGGAGGUCUGUACCAGCUCGUCAUCUACCAUAAUCACUCGUCUCCCUUCGACUUCGAGCAUCAACCGCCAUGGAUAUCUCGCUGUUCAUGGAAUCUCUCUUCCUCUAGCGAAACGUUGCCUCUGUCCUUCUCCAAUCCCGUACCCGUACGACAACUGUGAAACCCUCCUAGGCACGUUGAUGCGUUGUAGUAGAGAUUUUCCAGGAGAAACAGUCUUUGAAGAAACAUCAACUGGAGAAGGAGGAGGAGUCAAUGAGUUUGGUGAUGGAGCUGUAGAAGAGAUAAACUCGACUAGUGAAGCUCAAGCUGAAGACGAGCACCAAACUCAAGCCCUAGAGUUCUUCAACGACAUUAAGCUGGUGGACUCAGACAAAACAUAUUCAAUCUUGCUUUAUGGGAGUGGUGCAGUCGUUGCUCUCUACUUAACUUCUGCAAUCGUCAGUUCACUUGAAUCAAUCCCUCUGUUUCCUAAACUAAUGGAAGUGGUUGGUCUAGGAUACACACUCUGGUUCACUACCCGUUACCUGCUAUUUAAGAGGAACAGAGACGAACUCAAGACCAAGGUUAGUGAAAUAAAAAAGCAGGUUCUUGGGUCUGAUUGUGAGUGAGAGUAGUCGCUAGUUUUUUUGGCUUCUAGAAAUUGUUCCUCACAGGUUUUUUCGUUUUCCCACUCGUUUUUAUGGAAACAACAAUAAUGUACCUCUUUUGGGUUUUUUUUUCUGCUGUUUUUUUUUUCUGAGUGUUGAGAGAGAAGCUUUUGAUGAUUAGAAUUUUAGGAUGGUUCCAAGUAACUUAAAUUCGAUGUUAUGUAUGUUAGUUUUCAAUGUUCUCGGUUUCGACUUUUAAACAUGAGAACCAACGCUAUGCAUCUUGCAAAAUGAUACCAUAAACCCC